AUGGACGCCCAGUCUCGCCAUCCUCCACCGCCGCGGCCUCCACCGAGCCGCCAGGAGAGAGGGGCGGACCGGCGACAAAGCCGAAGCUCGUUGGAGCUCGUCCGCACAAGACCGCGGCGGCGCGGAGCUCGCCUGCCCGCGGGCGACUCCCCACCGGCGGUCUCUGCACGGCGCUUCCCUCCCCCCACGGCGACUCCCCACCGGCGGUCUCUGCACGGCGGCUCCCUCCCCACCGGCGGUUCCCUCCCCCCGAUGGCUCCCUCCCCGGUGGCCCUCUGCACGGCGGCGGAUGCCCGGGACGGCAGUCCCGGCAGCCCUUUGCACGGCGGCGCUCGCGUGCCCCUGCGUGGAGGCCGCGCGGGGCCAUGGCAGAGCAGACGAUGUGGCCUCGGAACUCCCUCCCAGCCGCCCUCUGCACGGCGGCGGACGCCCGGGACGGCGGUCCCGGCGGCUCCCUCCCCGGCGGCCCUUUGCACGGCGGCGCUCGCGUGCCCCUGCGUGGAGGCCGCGCGGGGCCAUGGCAGAGCAGAGGUCGGGGCCCCCGGAGCUCCCUCCCGGCCGGAUCCGCCUCAGGCCAUGGAGGUCCGGCGGCGGCGGCUCGAGUAG
Messenger RNA from Panicum virgatum (switchgrass), 606 nucleotides. RefSeq names its product formin-like protein 20. The transcript has a single exon. The record is from RefSeq and is a predicted model, not a curated record. Bases 1 to 606 code for a protein of 201 amino acids. NCBI's taxonomy places the organism in Eukaryota, Viridiplantae, Streptophyta, Magnoliopsida, Poales, Poaceae.